Molecule: messenger RNA, 969 nt
Organism: Alternaria arborescens
Lineage: Eukaryota; Fungi; Ascomycota; Dothideomycetes; Pleosporales; Pleosporaceae
Product: Amino-acid transporter
Exons: 2
Coding region: 1-969 (322 amino acids)
Biological process (GO): mitochondrial L-ornithine transmembrane transport
Molecular function (GO): L-ornithine transmembrane transporter activity
Source: RefSeq, a predicted model, not a curated record
AUGGAAGAGGUCCAGAGUCCUGCUGCGGCACAAGCCAUCGGCAAGGGAGAAGAAGCUUUGAAGGACGUCCUGUGUGGAUCGGCAGCUGGAGUUGUCGGAAAGUACAUCGAGUACCCCUUCGAUACCAUCAAGGUCCGGCUGCAGUCACAGCCCGAUCAGGUGCCGCUCCGCUACACCGGGCCAUUAGACUGCUUCAAGAAGUCUCUACAACAGGAUGGCUUCACUGGCAUAUACAGAGGAAUUAGUGCACCUCUGGUUGGAGCUGCUGUAGAGACCAGCACCUUGUUCUUCAGUUAUCGUCUCGCUGGCGAUGCACUCAAGUCUUCAGGAUUCUAUCCAGAGUUGAACAAACAUCCGGACCGGGACCUACCCUAUUCCGGCAUGCUCUUUUGCGGAAUGAUCGCUGGUGCCAUCACAUCGCUUUUCCUUACACCCAUUGAACUUGUCAAAUGCAAGAUGCAAGUCCCUCUAGAAGCGCACGGCAACAUCGUAGCCGCACCAACCAUACGCGGUGUCAUUGCUUCUAUCUAUCGUCACCAGGGCCUUACUGGCUACUGGCACGGACAAUUUGGAACCUUGAUCCGCGAGACAGGAGGCGGUGCAGCAUGGUUUGGUGGGUACGAAGGCAUGAAGAUCCUCUUCAAGGGCUCUAGUACUUCGGCCACGGAGGAAGAUCUUCCAGUCUGGCAGCGCAUGGCCUCUGGUUCCGUCGCAGGUGGAGCCUAUAACUUCAUGUUCUAUCCUGCCGAUACCAUCAAGUCGAGAAUGCAGACGGAAGAUGUCAAGCAGUUGACUGGUGGAAAGUCGACGUUCAGCGCUGUAGGAAAAGCGCUUUGGAAGCAGCACGGUAUCAAAGGCAUGUACCGUGGAUGCGGCAUCACAGUCGCAAGAUCUAUACCCAGUUCUGCAUUCAUAUUUACCGUAUACGAGGAGUUGAAGAAGCGAUGGCCUACCCGACAGGCAGAGUAG